This is a messenger RNA of Populus trichocarpa (black cottonwood), 2511 nucleotides long. Its product is annotated as zinc-finger homeodomain protein 6. Gene Ontology annotation, biological process: regulation of DNA-templated transcription; regulation of developmental process. The record is from RefSeq and is a predicted model, not a curated record. The transcript has 2 exons. Bases 1194 to 2219 code for a protein of 341 amino acids. Gene Ontology annotation, cellular component: nucleus. Gene Ontology annotation, molecular function: transcription cis-regulatory region binding; DNA-binding transcription factor activity. NCBI's taxonomy places the organism in Eukaryota, Viridiplantae, Streptophyta, Magnoliopsida, Malpighiales, Salicaceae.
AAAAGAAGAAAAUGGGGAUAGUUCUUUGGACUAUGGUUUAUUCUCUCUCUCCCUCUCUCAUUUUCUUGCUCACUGAUUAUCUUAGGCUAAUCCUUUCUUUAAGAUAUUCUCUAAUCAGAUUUUGCUAAAUUAGCCACCCACAAAACCUGAAACCGCUUUUCUUUUCCUAGUCUUGCAGGAAGAUUCCAGGCAAGCCAAAGCAGAUGUCAAGUCAAGACCGCACCUUUUUCUUCUCUCUUCCUUGAUGUUUUACACAAAUUAACAAAUAUUGAUUUGAGGUGGUUUAGGGUUCUGCAGAUAAUAUAUAUAUAUACACACACACAUGUAUGAUGGUGCUGCAAAGAGAGAAAAGAAGAGAAGAUAAACAAGAAACAAAACCAAAGAGUGGGGAGAGGCAAUAAUUAGGAACUGGACCAGUAUGCAGGCUAUGGGAGAGUUAACUAACAUGACCUUGUCGGUUGUCUAGCAAGACUAUUUCAUGGGAUUGGAAGGGGUGCUAGGAAACACAACUCUCCAAGGCAUCUUUGUUCUCUUUACACACUCUCUUCUCACAUAAAAUUAAAAUAUUAAGAUCUUUUGAUCUCUCUACAUCUAUCACUCCCUCUUAUGAAUGAAGUUCACUUCUAGUGGUGCAAUUACAGCUUUCUUACUUCAAGUUUAUACUUCUUAAUUUAUCAAGGUAAGUCUUGGUUAUUUAGUGAUUUUAUAGGGGCCCAAUUUAUUUACUACUCUACUAGACUAGACAGUCCCUUUUUUUCCCCCUUCUGUUUGAGUUUCAAAAUCCCUUUACUUUGUUUUCUUGUAGGGUUUUUCUUAUAUUAAUCUCUUCUUAAGUCAUCUAAUCAUAAGUAUAUCCACUGCUCCAUCACUUGCUUACGUCUUUAGGAAUACGAGUUGAAAUUAGUGAAAUGGGUUGGUGAGUUUUGCACCCAUUAACGUCAAAAUCGGAAUAAGAGAGCAGAGAGUAAUAAUCUUAUUCAGUUGCUACCUAGUGAUUGGCUCUUCCAUCAUGUUUGUUUCUUUGGAUUGGAUGGGCUAGCUGAAUUAGGGUUGGAAAUUAUCACAGGAAGAUCCAUGGUGAUUUUGAGAUCGAUCGGCUGGAAGCUAAUUAGAUGCAGUGCUUCAAGAAGAUAUGUGUUAAGGCAGCUUAAGAUCAAGAUUUGAGUCCAGGGUUUAGAUAGCAAUUAAGUUACAUGGAACUAAGAGGCCAAGAGAAGGAAACAGUGAUGCCAAGAUCCUUCAAUCCACCAAAUAAUAGAGAUUCCUCCUCUAGAAUCCCUUCUGCUCCUACAAGAAGAGAUCAUCGUCACACUGAUACAGUAUUGCCUCAUACCCUUGACCUCGAGCACCAAUCUCUUUAUCAGCAGCAGCAGCAGCAGCAGCAGCAGAAGCAAUUGAAUCCGCAACACCAAGCUUGCAAACCCACAAGAGAUCUUGACCUAACUCCAGAUCCAACACAAGCUACAACCCCCGUGGCAACUACAAGUGCAACCAACACAGCACCAACUCCAAGUAGAUCAAUUUCGAGAUCACCACCACCACCACCAACAUCAGCAUCAUCGGCAUCAAUAAGAUAUCGAGAAUGUUUGAAGAAUCAUGCGGCGAGCAUGGGAGGACACGUUUUGGACGGAUGUGGAGAAUUCAUGCCUGGCGGUGAGGAGGGUACCCCAGAAACCUUCAAAUGUGCAGCUUGUGAAUGUCACAGGAGUUUUCACAGAAGAGAGAUUGACGGAGCGCCACAAUGUGUAGCCAAUAGCACUUGCUACAAAAACAGCAAUGGCAAAAGAAACAUACUACCGUUUCCUCAACAACUUGUCACUUCACAUGCUCCACCACAAUCAGCUUCUCUUCAUCCGCAUCAGAGAUACCAUCAUGGCACAUUGAGUACUUACACCACUCCAAUUGCGCCGAUGAUGAUGAGCUUUGGCGGCGGCGGGGCUGCAGCGGAAUCAUCAAGUGAAGAUCUUAAUAUGUAUCAAUCAGAUUUGCAAGGGCAGUCGUCGGCGCAGCCAUUGAUAUCGAAAAAGAGGUUUAGGACAAGGUUCAGCGAAGAACAGAAGGACAAGAUGAUGGAAUUUGCUGAGAAGUUGGGAUGGAGGAUACAAAAGCAAGAUGAGCAAGAGGUGCAGCAGUUUUGCUCCCAAGUGGGUGUAAAGAGAAAAGUUUUCAAAGUUUGGAUGCACAACAAUAAACAAUCCAUGAAGAAGAAGCAAACGUAAGAGAAAUCAAACCCUUAUAAAUUAAUACUGUUAUUGUUAUCUGGAGAUGAAGGUAGAUGUAGCUAGCCAAUAAUUAGAUUAGUGUGAAUAACCAAAUAGAGAGGAGAAGAUAGAUUAGCACUCACUGCUAUUUUUUUUUCUCAAGUUCCAAGUAAUGUUGUUUAUUAACAUGAACUUGAGCUCUUCUUUAGACAAUCGGAUCAGUGAUCACCAAUACCUUGAAAAAGAUUUGGCAGCCAAAGCAUGUCAUUUUCGAAGUACAGAAUAAAUAUUUCAAGUUGUUUCUUUGCCA